CCCUCUUCCGCCCCUUGGGGCGGUGGGGUGGGGUGAGAUCCGGGAGGCAGUCUUUUUUUUCUUCUUCUUCCAAAAAGGAGCCCGGCAGCGAGCGCUGCGCGUGAGUCUGCAAGCCGUCGCGAGUCUGCGGGCGGGAGUUUGUCGAGCGCCGGAAACUUAGUUGGGAAAGUUGCGAAGGCUCCUCUGCGGCUCGGCUUGCCCCAUAAAACGAACGGGAUCCUCGAGCGAGCGGACCAUGUCCGGCUCCUCCAACGUGGCGGCCAUGAAGAAGGUCGUGCAGCAGCUGCGCCUCGAGGCCAGUGUGAGCCGCGUGAAGGUUUCACAAGCUGCAGCUGACUUGAAGCAGUUCUGCCUGCAGAAUGCACACCAUGACCCCCUACUAACAGGAGUUUCUUCAAGUACAAAUCCAUUUAGGCCGCAGAAAGUGUGUUCAUUUCUCUAACUUGUGUGACCUACGUGGACUCUUUUAGUGAUCUAAUAACUUUUCAAUCUGUUGUGGGUCUGGUGAAUAUGGAAGUGAAAGAGAGUGACCUGGAACCUGUACAGAAACUUUGUGUUAAAUGUGCCAACGUAGAACUAGUAAUACUGCUACUGUUGUCAAACUUCUUACAAUCUACCUCUCUAAACUUGUAUGCUAGUUGCAAUAACUUCUGUUAUCAUGAUGGAAUCAAUUUUAUAUUCAAGCAAUAAAGAGUUGAUUUAAUAACUUUGCUGGUAUAAUGCUUUACACAUUAGAUAAAAAAAACCACAGGGCAUUGUCAAAACAUAGUUUUCUAAAAUGGCACAAGCAAGAAACCAUCGAACUGCUUGCAGCAGCAACCUGCCACUUCUUGUUCGUACUACAAUGGCUAGAGCAGGGGUAGUCAACCUGUUGCCCUGCAGAUGUUGGGCUCCCAACUUCCCAUCAGCUCCGGCUGGUAUAGUUAAUUGUCAGGUUGAUGCGAGUUGUACUCAACAUUUAGAGGGGACUGCAUCAAGUACCUUGGGGUUAAAGGAUUCUACAACCGAGGACAGCAACCAGUUUGGCAUUAUUCUAAGAUGGAAGCUGCUUAGGGUUAUUACCUCCAUUUUAAAGUU
Messenger RNA from Zootoca vivipara (common lizard), 1077 nucleotides. RefSeq names its product G protein subunit gamma 5 (gene GNG5). Gene Ontology annotation, biological process: G protein-coupled receptor signaling pathway. Gene Ontology annotation, cellular component: heterotrimeric G-protein complex. The record is from RefSeq and is a predicted model, not a curated record. Gene Ontology annotation, molecular function: G-protein beta-subunit binding. NCBI's taxonomy places the organism in Eukaryota, Metazoa, Chordata, Lepidosauria, Squamata, Lacertidae.